GUUGCAGCGUGGAAGCCAUGUCUUGGCGCCAGGUACCACGAUCUACAAGUACCCCACACUAGCCUCAAAUUUUCAUUUUCCUCCCCUCUUCUCCCCGCACGCACCGCACCGCAUCGCUCUCUCAAUGGACACUCACCCAGACACAGACUCAAGAAACAACCUUACCGAACUCCCCAUAUCGCCCUCAGGAAUCCUCUGGCAAAAUGACUUCAUAACCCCCGACCACGAGCAACGCCUGAUAUCCAUCUUCCAAACUGAACUGACUUGGCCUGAGCGCAACGGCCGCCUCUCAUUACACUAUGGCUACACCUUCGACUAUAAAACCUUCGGUAUAGACCCCGACAUCCCCUACAAGGAGUUCCCCGAAUGGCUUCAACCGCUCAUACCCACUUCCGAGUCUCGCCCACCGGACCAAGUCUGUCUACAGUACUACCCGCCCGGUGCGGGGAUCCCGCCACACGUGGAUUCGCACCGGGCAUGGGAUCAGCUCUAUGCGCUUUCCCUGGGUGCACCGGUACUUAUGGCGCUAAAGAAGGGGAAGGGGAAAGCGAAGGAGGAACAACAACGGGCUGAAAUCGAUCUGCUGCCGAGGAGUAUGAUGAAGUUGGGUGGGGAGGGGGAGUGUGAGUGUGGGGAUACAGAGUUGUGUGAUACUGCACAGGCGAGACUGGGGACUGAGAAGGAGAAGAGGUCGGUGCUGGCGGCUGCAGCUGGAGCUGAAAGUGAUCUUAAAAGUGGCAGUGAGAGUCCCAGUGGAUUUCAGGCUCAAGAAGCAGCGGAAUAUGGCCGAUGACCCUCACUGAGGUAUUAUACACCCUUCCACUAAUAUCAACAACCACCAAACUAGCGAUGUCUAUCAGUGCAUAACUAGAUAGACAGUGGAUCAGUGCGCCCAGUUCCCGGGAAUAAUCUAGGAGCGGGUGACUUUGAUGAUGAAACGGCAGAUAUGUGGAUAUGGGGUAACAACUUCACCAGUCGACUAAAAAGAGGAGUGAAUACACAGCAGCGCACCAAAAGGCUAUGAAGAAAGGCUGGUCGACGUGGUAAAUAAAGAUAGACCACAGCGUAUACUCCAUAGAUUCACAUGUGUCGAUCCCUUAUUUGCAAGAUAGUAUCGUAGCUUAUAUAACUAGCACAUGCACUCUUGCUCAUUGCCCAUACCUCCUCUCCUGAGCUCUGAUAAAAUCUUUCAACCGCUCCUCCUUCUCCCAAACCCCCUCCUUCGUCAACGUCCCAUACGCCUCAUCCGUCUGCCGAAUAACCUUCUCCUUCCACUCCGUCCUCUCGCUCCCCAACACAUUAACAUCCCCCAGCCCACCCCAAACCUCCUGCAUAGUGCCUCCCAACUUCUCUAAAAACGCCUUUAUACCACCC
Messenger RNA from Aspergillus calidoustus, 1374 nucleotides. Lineage: Eukaryota; Fungi; Ascomycota; Eurotiomycetes; Eurotiales; Aspergillaceae. The record is from the annotation of a GenBank genome assembly.